This is a messenger RNA of Vitis riparia (riverbank grape), 668 nucleotides long. RefSeq names its product macrophage migration inhibitory factor homolog. The transcript has 2 exons. Bases 131 to 469 code for a protein of 112 amino acids. The record is from RefSeq and is a predicted model, not a curated record. Lineage: Eukaryota; Viridiplantae; Streptophyta; Magnoliopsida; Vitales; Vitaceae. Gene Ontology annotation, molecular function: phenylpyruvate tautomerase activity.
UGGGUUCUCGGUGAAGUGCGAAGGCUAUAUAGCCUGAUAGCCACCAUCGGUGCUCCUGCAAAUCGAUACAAAUCAUAGGCUUCGUACUUAUUUUGGAGAGUGGAGAGUGGAGAUUCUCUACAGUCUCGGAAUGCCUUGCGUCGAUAUCUCUACGAAUGUGAACCUAGAAGGCGUCGACGCCGAUCCAAUCUUCUCCGACGUCACGAAAGCCGUGGCUUCAAUCAUUGGGAAGCCUGAAAACUAUGUGAUGGUCCUACUGAAGGGCUCGGUGGCCAUAUCCUUUGAAGGAAAUAAAGAACCAGCUGCAUUUGCUGAGAUAAUAUCAAUGGGUGGCAUCAACUCUGAAGUGAAGAGGAAGCUGAUUGCCACCAUCGGCACAAUUCUACAGACCAAGCUCUCCAUUCCCCGGACACGAUUCUUCCUCAAAGUUUAUGAUACCACCAUGGCACAUAAAAUCGCCAAACUUUGACUUUUGCUUCAUACUUUUCAGUGCUUUACAGCUUAGUUAGAAUUAUUGUCUUUCAAAUCAUAUGUCCCAUUUAAAUACUGUGUGUGAUGACGGUCCAAGGUGUGUUUCCUAUGGGUCGGCUCUCAUAUAACUUUCAAUAUGAAGCCAACAUCGAAAUUCACUAUUCCCCAAAGGAAUUUUUCAUUGGUGCUUUCCUUUA